UCUUGUGGCUUGUAUCAUUCGUGAAGUGUUUACGUGUAUGACGAAUGGCUAAUAUAAAAGUUGCUGUUAAAGUGCGGCCUUUAAUAGAUCGCGAAAAGAAGGCCGGUGAAAAUGUGUGUUGGAAAGUCACGGGCAAUAACAUCGCUCAAAUUGACCCUUCUUCUGGAACUGUGUUGCGUGAUGGAUAUACCUUUGAUCAUGUGUUUGGCAUGGAUGUUUCAAAUGCUGAAAUAUUUGAUAAAGUUGUUAAACCUCUUGUGCAUCCUACAGUCGAUGGGUUUAACACCACAAUAUUUGCUUACGGCCAAACUUCUUCAGGAAAAACAUACACAAUGUUAGGAGACAAAAAAGAACCUGGUAUAAUACCUCUGACAGUUUCUGCGAUGUUUGAUGCAAUGCAGCGAUCAAGUGGACGUGAAUUUCUUGUAAGGGCUUCCUACAUGGAAAUUUAUAAUGAAAAGAUAAAUGAUCUUCUUGAUAAGAAAUACAACUUGAAAAUUCGUGAAGAGGAUGGAAAAGCAGUUGUUACAGGACUGAAGGAGGAACUUGUUACUACCACUGAAAAGAUUUUAUUAUUGAUGAGAAGAGGACAAAAGAUUAGACAUAUUGGUGAGACAAAUAUGAAUGAACGAAGUUCGAGGUCGCACACUAUUUUUCGCCUUGUAGUUGAGAGCCGUGAAGCAAAGGGAGGCCAAGGGGACUGUAGUGAAGAUCAAGAUGAUGAUGAUGUUAUAAAAGUUUCACAUCUUAAUAUGGUUGAUCUCGCAGGCUCAGAACGGUCAGACCAGACAGGCAGUAAAUUUGGCAGUGAUCGCUUUCGUGAAGGCUGCCAUAUCAAUCUUUCAUUAUUCACUUUAAGUCAAGUGAUAUCACAGCUGAGCGACGGGAAAAAACACAUCAGUUUUCGAGAUAGUAAGCUGACACGCAUACUGGAGCCAGCUCUGGGAGGAAAUGCUCUGACAGCCAUCAUCUGUAAUGUUACGCCUACCUCAGUUGAAGAGACGAAUUGCACUCUGAGUUUUGCAUCCAGAGCAAAGAAAAUUAAAAAUGAACCUCAUGUCAAUGAAGUUCUUUCUAAUGGCACUCUGCUGAAGAGGUAUGCCUGCCAGUUGGCUAAAUUAAAGGAUGAGUUAGAGAAAGCAAAAUCUCAAAAUGUGGUUCAGGAAAUGGAGAGUAAAUUACUUGAGAAGGACCGCCUCAAUACACUGUUGCAAGAACGAAUUAAUAGACUCUCUAAACAACUAAUUGGAGCACGAGUAUCGCAAAAUGUUGCAGAUGGUUCUGUUGUUGGUCUGACCAGAGGGCCAACUCACCGUAGAAAAACGUGGGCAGGUGCUGCUUUAAGUAUUCUACGUCCUUCUCUGCGAUUGGAGCCUAUCCCAGAAUCUGCUGUUCGUAGCUUAUCAGAACAAACAAGAAACACAUUGACUGAAGGUGUCCCAUUCGAGGAGUUUGAAAGAGACCUUCUAGACGCAGAUGAACUGGCAGCAACACCUGCUGAUGAUGAGGAAGUCUUUACACUCAGUUUUGUCAACCUCAGGAGAGGUUCUGAAAGAAAUAGAGGUGGAUGUGAGACUCUUGAAAAUGACAUGUGUGAUAGAGAUGAACAGGUUGAUCAGGCAGCAAUAGCAACCAGUUCCAGCCUUGGCCAGGUAGCUGCACGCGGUUUGGGCCUCGACCAGGCAGCUGCAUGCGGUUCGACUGCACACGGUUCGGGCCUUGGCCAGGCAGCUGCACACAGUUCGGGCCUUGGCCAGGCAGCUGCACACAGUUCGGGCCUUGGCCAGGCAGCUGCACACGGUUCGGGCCUUGACCAGGCAGCUGCACACGGUUCGGGCCUUGACCAGGCAGCUGCACACGGUUCGGGCCUUGACCAGGCAGCUGCACACGGUUCGGGCCUUGACCAGGCAGCUGCACACGGCUCGGGCCUCGACCAGGCAGCUGCACACGGCUCGGGCCUCGACCAGGCAGCUGCACACGGCUCGGGCCUCGACCAGGCAGCUGCACACGGCUCGGGCCUCGACCAGGCAGCUGCACACGGCUCGGGCCUCGACCAGGCAGCUGCACACGGCUCGGGCCUCGACCAGGCAGCUGCACACGGUUCGGGCCUCGACCAGGCAACACAAACUGAACAGUCCUACACAAGAAAUUCUCAGGCUGUGUGCCACUACUGUUGUACAGGUGCACUGCCUAUAAUGCAGAGAGUAAAUGUUUCUUGUCAGCCAAGUCCAGCUACUAACAGAAGCCUUGAAAUAUCUAGUUGCUCAGAGGCAACGGAAACUCCUCCACACAUUAUACGGGCUAACCUACAAGAACUUCAAAAGGAGUAUGAGGAACUAAGAGAAUUCACCAAAUUGGAGCGACAAAUCUAUGCAGAAAGAGCUGAGAUGGCAUCAUUUGCUGUGCAGACUGAAACACCAUGUUCUACCAAGAACAUCUCAGUCAGGUCUGCAGCUCAAGAAGAUGAAUUUCAAAGUUGUCCAGAAACUGAUAGCAAAGAGCAGGCUCCUUCAAACAGUAAGAUGGCACUUAUAAGCCAUAUGGAGACACCUAAAUAUCAUAUCUCUCCAAAGUCUGAUCAUGCAGAGGAGGACAGGUGUCUAGGAAAAGACACAUCAGAUACCAAUGACUGUGAUCAAAACUUAACACCGAGAAAAAUACUACUUUCUGGUGACAGUAGAAAUACUGAAGAAAACAGUUAUUCAUUGAUGCAGUUAAGGUUAAAACUGGAUGAACUUACUGCCAAGAACACAGCUCAAAAGAAAGAAUUAGAUAUUCUGAAUUCUAACAAUGAAAAACUUAGGAAUAGAAUGCUGACAGAAAUAGCCACAUUAUCCCAAGCAGAUUCAGGUGAUCAAGAAAACUCCUCUGACAAUCUUGCCAUUUUUGACAAAUUUGUGAAUUCUAUCAUUCAGAAGGAGCAGGAAGUGGUCAAAAUCAUACUUGAAGAGUCCAAUAAUAAUCUCAUUGCUAAAGAAAGUUGGAUCAGCCAGUUGGAAAAACAAGUUGUAUUGCUUGAAGAAGAAUUGGAGAAUUCUCAGAAAGAGAAAAAUAAACUUCAUGAUAAACUGAAAGCCCAGAAAGAUACACUUACUACUUUAGAACAAGAUAAACUCCAUCUCAACAAGAAACUAACCAAAUCAGAAGCAGAUAUGUCGUUUUUACAGGAUGAAAAUAAGGACCUUGGUUUACGCCUAAGAGCUGCAGAAGAAAAAAUAUUUCAACUUACUGAGAAUGAGAAACAUCUCGAACUAAACUUGGAAAAAGAAAAGGAACAAAGAAUUCUGCUUGAAAACGAACUCCAGCAGACAAAAGAAAAAUGUGACAAACUUAGUAAGGACUUUGAAAGUACUUUAAAAAUAGAUGAAAAAUUGCUGCUGUCAGAAGCAAAUAGCUUUAAAGAGCAAAUUCAGAAAUUAGAGCUGGAAAAUUCAGCCCUUGGAGAAUCCAUUAAAGUGGCACAAGAGGAAUGCUUGAAGGCAAAAGCUGUGGCUACACAAAAUUCUGAGUGUUUGAAUAGUAUCAAAAAACAAUUGAUAUUGCUUGUUUCAAUAUUUCCUGACUCUAAUAGUAUAAAAUACCAUUCCUGUGAACAAAUUCUAGGAUUUAUUUCGAAGAAACUGUCACAACCUUGUCACAAAUGUUCUCAGUUGGACCGUGAUUUACAGAAAUUGAAAUUGGAAUUAGAAACACAUCAGAAAAAUCUGGCAAUAAGCAUGGAAAGACAAAAACAGCUUGAAUCUAAAAAUGUCAGUGGUCCCCUUCACCUGGAGGGAAAAGACUUGCAUAAACUGAACAAUUCAGUAGUUCACAAAGCUCCCAGUCAGUAUGUCGGAGACAAUAAAAAGGUUUCAUUCCAUUGUGGAUUAGACACAGAAGAUGACACAGUUCCUGUCAAAGACACAGAUGUCUCCAACCAAAAGACAGUUAUGUCAGUAGGUGUCAAUAAUCAGGGUGGUUGUAGGUGUGAAGAGUUAGAAAAAGAAAACAAACAGUUAAUACAAGAAGCAGUAGCUCGGAGGUGUAAGAUUGCCCAGUUGCAAGAGGAAGUGGCAAAUCAAACCAAAGUUAUUGAACUCAAUAAUUCAGAACUUAAGGAAGCCCAGCAUAAGAUCCGUGUAUAUAAGAUGGAGUUAAAACAACUGCAGCGAGCUGAUCGGACGUACUCUCAAGUAAACCAAAGUAGAACCUGUUGUGACGCAUCCAGUCAGACAGAUGAUGUUCGUAUGUUCAUUAAUUAUGGAUGUGGUAUAGUAACGGAUACCCUUGCUGAAAAUCUCAGGAUGACUGUGUUUGAUCUGAGGAAAAAGAAUGAGAAACUGAAAUUACUGUGUCAUUCACAGACAGCUAAAGUAAACAUGCUUGAAAAUAAAAUUACAGAGCUGAAAGGUGAAAAAAAGACCUAUAGUAAUGCACGCGUACAAACUGAGGACAAAGAGGAAGUUAAUUUCUCCAACAAAGAAGUUCAAGUUGAUAUGUUUCCAUUAAAUGCUAGUCAGCGUGAGAUUGGGCAAAUUCUUUUCUGGAAGAGUAGAGCUGAACAGCGCCUACAAGAGAAGAAUAUGCAAGUAACACUUUGUGCCAAGCUGAGAGACCAAAUAAAGGAACUGAAACAAAAGCCAGAACCUUUGGCUAUCCGGAACUUAGCAUAUACAUUACGAGAUGAUGAGAUUUUAUGUCUUGGGCAUGCUAAGCCAGCUGGCAAGGAGAAUGUGAAAUAUCCAUACAUUGACAAACCAUAAGAGUGGUGUGUGUGUGUGUGUGUGUGUGUGUGUGUGUGUGUAGAUUCAGACAAGAUUUUAUAUAAUGAGAAACAAUAAAACUUUUCUUAUUGAAA
Schistocerca nitens (vagrant locust) is the source of this 4837-nucleotide messenger RNA. RefSeq lists its product as uncharacterized. Gene Ontology annotation, biological process: microtubule-based movement; mitotic cell cycle. NCBI's taxonomy places the organism in Eukaryota, Metazoa, Arthropoda, Insecta, Orthoptera, Acrididae. Gene Ontology annotation, molecular function: ATP binding; microtubule binding; plus-end-directed microtubule motor activity. Gene Ontology annotation, cellular component: microtubule. The record is from RefSeq and is a predicted model, not a curated record. The transcript has 17 exons. The coding region runs from base 45 to 4742 and encodes 1565 amino acids.